This is a messenger RNA of Zophobas morio, 2220 nucleotides long. Its product is annotated as odorant receptor Or1-like. Gene Ontology annotation, cellular component: plasma membrane. The record is from RefSeq and is a predicted model, not a curated record. Gene Ontology annotation, molecular function: odorant binding; olfactory receptor activity. Gene Ontology annotation, biological process: detection of chemical stimulus involved in sensory perception of smell; sensory perception of smell. The coding region runs from base 1 to 2220 and encodes 739 amino acids. NCBI's taxonomy places the organism in Eukaryota, Metazoa, Arthropoda, Insecta, Coleoptera, Tenebrionidae. The transcript has 9 exons.
AUGGCCACCGCCGAACUGAACUUUCGAGCUUUAUGGAGUGUGGGUUUGUGGCCACGUGGCGAAACUGGAAAGUUCUACAAACACGAUUUCUACACACUGUAUGCUAUAUUCAACGCUAUUAUAUUAAUCGGUUUACAAAAUCUCUCCCAAAUCAUCAACAUCUUCUUUGUGUAUUCAGAUUUGGCAGCUUUGGCGUCCACAUGUUUUGUUGUAAUGUCCAACAUACUGGGAAUCGCAAAAAUGUUGGUUUUUGUGUGCAAUAUAAGAAAAAUGAAACAACUUACACGAAUGUUGAAUAGUCACCAGUUUCAACCGAAAUCUGAAGCCCAAGUAAAAUUAGUUCAACCGUUGUUAAAACUGUGGAAAAGAUUUUAUAUCUCGUGGGGGUCUUACGUGUCCAGUUGCAUGGUACUGUGGCUAGCAGCUCCUCUGAUGCAUGGUGGACACGAGUUGGUUAUACCUGCUUGGUACCCAUUUUCUUUAGAAAAGCCACUAAAUUACGCGUUUGCGUAUGUUUAUCAAACUGUAGGUUUUAUGUAUUCAACAGUUGGUAUUAUCAACGUUGAUACACUUAUUUAUGCACUCUUGAUGUACAUUUGUGCCCAGUGCGACCUAUUGUGCGACAAUCUGGGCAAUCUUGAUGGUAAUGAAGAAGAAUUUAAUGGAAAAUUCAUCAGCUGUGUAAAACACUACGAAUCAAUUCUGAGUUUUGCUAAAAUAACUAACAAUGUGUUCAAUCCUAUAAUUUUGGGUCAGUUUGGUACUAGCGCUCUUACGAUUGCAUUAACCCUGUUUCAGCUUAGUCUGGUGGAUCAUUUUGAUACGACAGCUGCUAUUAGUAUAGUCUACGUUCUUGGGCUUGCAGUAGAGCUUUACGUUUUUUGUUGGUUUGGCAAUGAAAUAGAAAUAAAGACCAGUAAGAUUCCGUACUGCAUCUACAGUUCCAACUGGAUUGAUAUUUCCCUUGGAGUCAACAAAAAUAUUUUUAUUUUUGUGGAACGUUGCCAGAAGCCUCUUAAGAUAACAGCUAUAAAUUUAUUUGAUCUUUCUUUGAAGACUUUUGUUGUUCAUUUAACUAACACAAACAUGCAAAAGUUUGACUGGACUUCAACCACUGCUAUAAACUUUUUGGUACUAAAAGCAGUAGGACUUUGGCCGGAAGAAGAAUCAUACAAACCCAGUCUAUACACACUGUAUGCCACAUUUAACGCCAUUGUGUUGAUAGCCCUGCCCAAUUUUUCUCAAAUCAUCAACAUUUAUUACGUCUAUUCAGAUUUAACAGCCUUAACAGCUACAUGCUUUAUUUUAACUUCGAAUAUGCUAGCAGUUGCAAAAAUGUGCUCCUUUGCACGUCACGUCGGAGAUCUGAAAAAGUUGCUGAAGAUGUUAACAAGUGACCAGAUGAAACCAAAAACCAACACACAAAUAAAAAUAAUUCAGCCAUUAAUGAAGCGGUGGAAAAAAUCUUACAUUGUUUAUAUCUGCUACGUGUCGUUUAAUAUGUCUCUGUGGGUAUUUGGACCACUUUCCAGCGGAGGACAUCAGUUGAUAAUGCCUGCUUGGUACCCGUUUACGUUGGAAAAGUCACCAAAUUACGAGCUUGCUUACAUUUAUCAAGCUCUAUGUUUUGUGUAUUUAACAACUGCGAAUAUAAAUGUAGACACUAGUACUUACGCACUAUUUACGUAUAUUUGUACACAGUGUGAAAUUUUGUGCGACGAUUUGUGUAAUCUUAAGGGGAAUGAAGAGGAAUUUAACCAAAAAUUGGUGAAUUGUGUCAAACAUCACGAAAUAAUCCUAAGUUUUGCCAAGAAGACUAAUGGUUUGUUCAAUAUGGUCAUAUUGGGUCAAUUUGCCACUAGUACAAUGGCUUUGGCACUAACCAUGUUUCAGCUGAGUUUGGUUGAGAGUUUGGAUGCAGCAGCAAUUGUAAGCAUGUUCUAUAUUGUGGGUCUUGCAAUGCAGCUUUUCCUCUAUUGUUGGUUUGGCAACGAAGUUGAAACUAAGAGCAGCAAGAUUCCAUAUGCUAUAUAUAGUUCUCAGUGGCUUGAUAUUUCAGUUGAUGUCAAAAGAAAUCUGUUGAUCUUAAAUGGACGCUGCCAGCAACCGAUUAAAAUAACAGCAAUCAACUUGUUCGAUCUUUCUUUGAAAACUUUCGUAACAAUUCUUCGUUCUGCUUGGUCCUACUUUGCUGUUCUGCACAGCGUAAAUGGUCAGUAG